GUUAGUAAACGACAACACUUUAUUUUUCUGCGUGUCAGGUCAUAAAAUGUCGAAAGAAAGUCGUCAUUGAAAUUUUCACGAAUCGAGACAUCAGCAAUAAAUAAAUUCUGAAAUAUGUUUCACCUUUUUGUGAUAAUGACGAUGCUCUUUAUGACGAUUGACGCGCGAUUAAUCAGGACUUCGUUGCAAAAGAUAGAUGAAGAAUCUUCGGAAAAAAAUGCCACUAUCUUUCAAGAUGUCCCUUUAGUUAGUGAUCUUCCUUCAGUACGUUUGACCAAUUACGAAAACAUACUUUACUAUGGCGACAUUCAAAUUGGGACACCACCUCAAGAAUUUAGAGUUGCAUUUAGUACUGAUUCCGCACAUUCUUGGAUAUUUUCCCAACAUUGCACACUCCCUUUUUGUUUACGAAUUUAUAGAUAUAAUAGUAUCAAUUCCUACACAUAUAUAUCACAUAAUACUAAGAUCGAUUUAAAAUACUUGGAUUACACGAUACAUGGUUUUCUAUCUACUGAUGUAGUGAAUGUUGCCAACCUCACUAUAGCGAAUCAAACAUUUGUAGAAGUGAUAAACGCAUCAGACAUAAAUAUGAUAUUUGAUUUAUAUGUAACUAUACUUGAUAGACAUAGAUUUGAUGGUAUGGUAGGCCUGCUAUCUUCUAAUUUAUAUAGAGAUGCAUUUAUGAUGACGCCUGUCUUCAGCAACAUGAUUCAACAAGGUCUAGCGUCAGCAGGCAUUUUUAGUUUUUAUCUAAAUAGAAACACUUCAUCUAAUUUUGGUGGCAAAUUGAUAUUCGGUGGUUCCGAUCCUGCUUAUUACGAAGGGAAUUUUACAUAUGUUCCUGUUAGUGUCAAAGGAUAUUGGCAAAUUAUUAUAGAUAGUAUCGAAGUAAAUGAGCUUACUUGGUGCGAGAGAUUAUGCCAAGCUAUCAUUGAUACAAGUGUUUGGAGAAUAAUUGGACCAGAAAGGGAUAUUUCAUUUAUUAAUCAAUACUUUAUUGAUACUGGUACACGGGGAAGAAUAAGCUGCCAUAGAAUUUCUGAGUUGCCUACAAUCACGUUUAAAUUGGGUGGUAAGGCGUUCAAUCUUACCGGUAAAGAUUACACCAUUCGGGAUCAAGAUAAUGAUAGUCUAUGUGUAAGCCUCUUCAUGAAACACCCCGACUCAUUAGAUGAGGGUGAUGUUGAAUUAGUUAAAUUAUGGGUUCUGGGCAUGCCAUUUAUAGGCCGUUACUACACUGAGUUUGAUAUGGAGAGAGACCGAGUGGGAUUUGCUUUGGCGAAAAAUGUAUAGAAUUCACCAAAACCUAUAGAGAAUUUUACAUUGCCUCCUAUUAUUGAACACUUUAUCAGUUUUUAAUAAUUUGCUUAGUUUUCUACAGCAAAAAAAAUUUAAUUAUUUUUAAUCGUCAACUGAUAAAGUUUGCGUAUUAUUAAUGUGAAUUUUUGCGUAAUAUGUACAUAGCUGUGUAGUAAUUUUUAACAGCAAUACUUUAUCUUGAAAGUAAUUAACAUGAGCUUAUUGCUAAUUAGAAUGUGCGAAUUUUUGGGAACAGUGUCAUUUGCUAAGUUCCUUGUUGCAUGGCCGUCUAGUCGAUAUUAUCAGUUUAUAUUUUCGAAAUGAUGAUUACUUCUUCAUUAUCAUUCUUAAUCACGCGCACGUUUAAUAAUUUAUUUUAAUACAAUUUGGUUUAAUUAUGA
This is a messenger RNA of Camponotus floridanus (Florida carpenter ant), 1700 nucleotides long. RefSeq names its product lysosomal aspartic protease-like. The transcript is spliced from 8 exons. NCBI's taxonomy places the organism in Eukaryota, Metazoa, Arthropoda, Insecta, Hymenoptera, Formicidae. The record is from RefSeq and is a predicted model, not a curated record. The coding region runs from base 115 to 1293 and encodes 392 amino acids. Gene Ontology annotation, biological process: proteolysis. Gene Ontology annotation, molecular function: aspartic-type endopeptidase activity.